UUCGGUUGUCGUCGUGAUCAAAAUGGCGGGUAUAUCUUUCGAUGUGGGGAGAGAAGAGUAUCACUAUUUUUAUUUUACAAUAAUGUAAUUUUUAACUCCGGAGAUCUAUUGCUGACACCUCCAUUUGGACAAGGAACUAUCAGCCAACAUGUGUGACGUGUGUGUGGACUUGCUGGGGAUUUUACAGUCCUAUGAAGGGCGGAUGAUAGCAGCAAAGCCACCGCGAAUGAGCAAGGACGAGGCCCUGGCACUAGUGGGCUUUAUACAGACAUGGCAGCAGAAGCAAUGUGGCUGCUGUUUCAAAGAUGCCAGAAAUGUGGAGAAGUUUAACCUCCUUUUACAAGGACUGAUUCUUGUGGCUUUGAACAUAAUCAAGACUGCUUAUCAAGAAGUGAAAGCCAAACAAGAAUGCUCAUCUUCAGUAAAACAAGAAGUAACACAAGGGAAAACGGAGGAAGAAAAGGGGGAGGAAGAAAACAAGGAAGAAGGUGUUGUUAAGAAACAAACUGAGGAGGGGGAGGAGAAAACAGACCAAGAUAAUACUGGAGAUGUAGCAAUGUCUGAGGAAACAACAGAAGAGACUGCUAAAGAAGAAUCUGAUGAGAAGAAUGAAGGGGAGAAGGAGGUUAAGAAAGAUGGAAUGGAUGUCAGAUGGACUCUCGAAGAGAGAGAAGGCCUUCUCCAUUGUGUGGCAAAAAUCUACCAAAUGCAGUUUCCUCUGUAUACCAGCUACAAGCACUACUUCCACUUGUCCGUUGAGGACCUGUCUCAACAGGAGGGGAAUGCAUUAGGAAACUACUGUGAUAUGAAUGAUGUGGACGUGCCUGUGUACCUGCUGAAGAAUGUUUACCACCUGUGUGAGCACGGGGGCCUGCUGCUGAUCAGGCAGUGUUUCGAGCAGGUCACCCCCGAGCUCCUGCCCUUCCCUCUGGCCCACGCCAUGGUGGCCCUCGUCUCUAACGUCCGCGUCUGGUUACACCUGCCUGCCGUCAUGCAGUACAUCCUGCCCAUGAGACCACAUGUCAUCAGAUACCUAAUCAGAUUAUCGGAGAAGGACCUGCGGAUGACGGGGGCGCGGAACAUGGCGGACCUGAUGUGGAGCGCGGUGAAGGAGCCGCUGGACUCCCAGCUGGGGUUCGACAGGGACAGCCUCGAGCUGGCCUUCAAGUACUUCACCUCACCUACACUCACCAUGAGGCUGGCCGGACUCAGUCAAGUCACCAACCAGGUUCAUGUUUUUACCGAGAUGUGCAACAAUGACUCCAUGGUAGAUGUUGAAAGCAAUGAGCUUGCUGAAUGGCUUGUACAGAAUAAGAUUGUUGAACAUAUCUUUGGGCCCAAUAUGCACAUAGAGUUGGUGAAGCAGAGCCAGAUGGUUCUGAACUUCAUGGCAGCAGAGAGCUGUCUGACAUCACAACACCUGGACUGCAUCUGGGCAGCUGCACAGUUGAAGCACAGCAGUAAGUAUGUGCACGAGGUGAUCUCUGCCCUCAUCAAGCACCUGGAGCCUGCCCUGCUGAAACACCUGCUCAAACUGGUCUCCAGUCUCCACCCAUCACAACACACCGAACAGACGCUGUACCUGGCCUCCAUGCUGACUAAGGUGAUCUGGAGUAACGCACUGUCGGCUCACAUGAUGCAGCAGUCACAGCAGGCCAGUCAACCGGCAUUCACACAGAUGCUGAAGAGCACUCUGGACAAAGCCUCCAUCCAUCGGCAGGCGGACCAACAGAGCACCAGCAGCGGGGACAACAGCGUCAGCGCCGAGCCCAGCCACAGCGGCGGGAGUGACGCGGAGCAGGAGAACGAACACCUGCACCACCAUCACCACCACGUGCACCACCAUCAUCAUCACGGGGACGGCAGGGAGCGUAGACAGGGCCACAAGCCUGGACACAGGCUGGCCCAGGGGCAUGAGGACCACGAGCCCAGCAGCCAGGAGGAGUCAUCCCUGGAGCAGAGCCUGGACGUGAGCCGGGAGACGCAGCCCAGCGCGCAGUCCGACGGCAGCAGCAGCGGCGAGGAGGAGGGCGAGAGCGGGCAGGAGGGCAGCUUCAGCAGCGAGCACAGCACGCACAGCCGGGGCAGCGACGGGUCCCAGGGCAGCCGCUCUGAGGGCUCCAGCACGGAGGUGCCCCGCGGGAGGCACCCCAGGGCGGGGAGGAAGCGCGCAGACAGCGAGCAGACUGAGAGCACCAGCAGUGAGGAGGAGGACAGCCCCAAGCAGAAAGGGGCCGUGGCAAAAUCCCAGAAAAAGACGGUCAAAUCAAAGAAGGGUGCAGAGAAGAAACAAAGGCUGGCCAAAGGGGUGGUGGAAGACGAGAGCAUGGACGUCAGUGAGAAGGGGGAGGAGAAGGAGAAGGGAGCUCAGGUGGUGACGGCACCAGCAGCAGAGAAGACAGCAGCAGAAAACGAAGAGGAAGAGGAUGAUGAUCCUCCCACCAUCACCACCAGCACACCUCAGAAGAAGGACAAGGACUGUCCCCAGCUGACCCAGGAGGAGCCCAUGCUGAGCCAGACCUCCCACUCACAGGACAUGCUGGAGGACAGCAUGGAGACAGAGAUCUAUGACUGCAGGGGAUUCAUUCACCACACCAGGAGUAACCUGAUGGAGGACAUCCUGAGUCCAGAUGAGAUCAGCUGCAGCAGCUCACAGAUCAGUAACAAGUCGGAGAAGAACAUGGCAGACUUCGAGGGGGAGGACUCUGGGUGUGAGGAGGAGCUGGCACAGAUCAACGCUCACGCCCAGCUGAGCUCACAGAUGCACCAGCACCUGGCCAACAUGGCUUCCAUGUACCACAGUCACUUACCUCAUCAAGGACACCUGCACCACCACCAUCAUCACCACCACCAGUCUCCGGGCCGCCACAAGAAACAUGCCAAUGAGUUUAACUUCGAGGAGGUGUGCAAGCCGACCAACACACUACUCUGGGAGCUGGUGCAGGACCACAGUGCUGUCCAUCUGGGUGAAGGUCUGGCUGUAGAGGCUGAGAAGCUGCUGUGUUCGCUGGUGUGCUGGUUCACAGACAGGCAGAUCAGGAUGCGCUUCAUCGAGGGAUGUCUGGAGAACCUGGCCAACAACAGUUCUGUUGUCGUGUCCUUAAGACUACUGCCCAAGCUGUUUGGCUCCUUCCAGCAGUACAGGAACACCUACGAUACCCACUGGAUUACCAUGUGGGCAGAAGAGCAGCGUCAAAUGAUGCACCACUUCUUCAACAACCUGGUAGCCUACACCACAUCUGCCAAGGAGGGGAAGGCCCCAAAGAACCCUCUGUACACCCACAUGACAGAAGUUCAGGCCAGACUCCAGUUUCUCACCUUUGUCUUCUCAUCAUUAGCUUCUCCUGAAACAUUCCGUUUGACCCUAGAGCAGGUGGACACCCUCUGGAACUGCCUGGCCACGGACCCUGAGGUGGGGGACGAGGCCCUGAACUGGUUCCUGAACCAGGCGCGCAACAAGGACCAACAUGCCAUGUCCCUGGACACCUUCAAACACAUCUUUGUGGAAAAGAUGCCAGGACUGCAGCCUGAGACCAUCACCAUGACCGGUCUGAACCUGUUCCAACAGUUGUGCACGCUGGCCAGGAUGGUCAGCCCCUCUCCUGACAUGCCUGCCCUGGAUGACCUGGGUAUGCAGCAGCUGUGGGGGAUCGCCCUCAGAGCCAGGGACCCUGAUGUCAGCCAGGCAGCCAUCCAGUACAUCAACAACUUCUACAUCAACGCUGGGAAUGGGAAUCUAGAAAGGGAACAUGAGUUUGUGAAGAGGUGCAUGGACAGUCUGCUCAAGGUGUCAGCCACACUCAACAGGUGCCCAGGCUCCAGUCUCCUGGUCCUUGAGAGAGGGUUAGAUCUUCUCAAGUCUCAUCUGGAGGUCUUCAGAAGAAGGUACACGUACCACAUGCGGAUGUGGCAGCUGCAGGGUCGGGGGAUCCUCAGUCACCAGAAAUACUUCAACAACAGGAACAACUCCAAGAUCCACGUGGUGUGUCAGCCUGCUGGCAUGACAGACAAGCUGACCAUCGAGAUGGACUCCCAGGACCUGGUGGCUGACCUGAGGGCGGAGGUCACACACUGGUUCGAGCACCUGUCCAGCCAGGGUCAGGUGCCCAGCUCGUCCCAGGACUCCUCUGCGGCCAUGGCGGCCCUGUUCGGCAGCUCGCUGCAGGGGCCGGUCCGCAUGAUCUCCCAGGGGAGGGAGCUCACCGCUGAGAACAUGGACGAGAAAACUCUACAGGAGAUGGGCUUCAAGGACCUGCAGCUGGUGUUUGUGUCUGUGGGUAACCCCCGUCCCCAGAGCAGACGUCAGGAGAGUUUCCUGCUCCCCCCCUCCCUGCUGCCGGAGCCCCCGCGGGACAACCUGCCCAUGCUGCUGCUGCUGCGCGAGCCGCACUUCGACAACCUCAUGGACCUGCUGCAGCUGCUCAGCACAUGGGCCUGUCCUGGGAAGGAGGGAGACAGUGAGGAGGUGAUGAAGGCGAAGCUUGCGCUGGAGAACCGAGGACAGCUGCUGUCCCACAAGGUGUGGGAACUCCUCAUGCUGCUGCCCACCUGCCGGGACCUGCUCAACGCCUUCACACGGGGCGUCAGGAAGGUCUCCCCACCAGCAGAGGCAGAGGACGCUGAGGCCGGCGGCAGUGAUGACCAGCUGCCGGCUGACCACUGGAGCCGGACCCUGGGCCAGGACAACCCUCACAAGCUCCUGUACUGUCUGCAGAUCAUUGAGUCCCUCAGUAAACCCAGGAGGUCCAGACAUAGGUCCUCUACGGGGAGCCAGUUAGGAGGAGGAGACCAGUACAGUGUUGAGCUGGAGCUGCCUGUAGAGGGGCUGCAGGUGGGACCUGCCUGGACACAACAUUUCAUCUCUACUGGGGGUCUGCAGCACCUACUGAGUAUCUUUAUGUCCGGCUGCCUUCAAGCACAGGAGGGGAAGAGAUGGAGUGAGUGGCAGCAGGACACUCUGGCCCUUCUGUUAAAACUUCUCUACCACUUUGCCAUGGAAACUCUGGAGAUCACGCCCAGUUCGGAGGACAGUGUGUUCGAGGCGGACACCAGCGGGGACUAUGAGACCCCCAGGAAACGGUCCCGACACAGCCGCAGCAAGAAGUCCACGGGGGACCACGAGAAAAGUUCAGUGCCAAAGAUUCGAUCCUCGGUUCUCCAGAUCAUGGACGAGAACCCGAUGCUUGAGCGGCUGAUGAGCGUCCUGUAUGAGGCGGCGGCUCCGAGCGACGCGGGCAGCGUGCUGAGCGUGUACUGGGGGAAGGCGGAGGUGGUGCGACACGGCAUGAGGCUGCUGGUGUCCUGGGUGUGCAGCGUCCCGGAAGUGGCCAACUCGCUGGCCAGGACCAAGCAGUUCCAGGCCUGGCUACAGAGACUUGUACUGGAUGCACCAGAGCCCACAGUACGACGUGAGGCGUGCAGUGGCCUGUACAAGCUGUGCAUGUCCACCACCAGCGAGAGUCACACCUUCAUCUUCUCCCUGCUGUCUGCCCUGCUGAGUUUCCUGUCAGCAGCACAACUCAUCACACCACCACUAGAGCCUCCUGAUGAUGAGAAGGGUGAGCUGUACGGCCCAGGGUGUAAGGAUUACUUCUGGCUGCUGUGCCGACUGGUGGACCACGCCAUCAACCCGGAGGUCCUCCACCAGGCCCAGGAGGACAACAUCGAGAUCGUGGACGUGGACACGCUGGCCAGACAUCUGGCAAAGUGCAUCUCCGCCAGGAAGAUCCACGAACAGAGACACAACACCGUGGACGACGAUGCCCUGUGUGGGCUGCUGAGGCUGUGCACGGCUGUGGCCAAGCACAACCCUCCGUUCAAGUACUCCAAGCACGGCCAGGAGCUGGUCAAGGUGAUAUUCGAGUGUCUGUUCAAGCUGCCCACCAUGGAGGACAGGGACCAACCCAAGUGCAAGUCGCAGAACUGCCGCUCGGCGGCGUACGACCUCAUGGUGGAGCUGGUGAAGGGCUGCCUGGACAACUACAAGCUGCUGCACGGGAAGAUGAUGGCGCAGCACACGCAGAGCGUGCACGCCCCGUACCCGUGGAACUACUGGCCGCACGAGGACGGGCGCUCCCCGUGCGGCUUCGUGGGGCUGACCAACCUGGGCGCCACCUGCUACAUGGCUUCCUGUAUACAACAGUUGUACAUGAUGCCCCAGCUGAGGGCGGCCAUAUUGGCCUCCAAGGUCAAAGAGGACAUACAGAACGUGGCCACGCUGAUGGAGCUGCAGAGAAUGUUUGCCUUCCUUCUUGAGAGCGAACGGAAGGCGUACAACCCCAGAAACUUCUGUAAGGUGUACACCAUGGACAAACAACCCAUCAACACCGGAGAGCAGAAGGACAUGACCGAGUUCUUUACUGACCUCAUCACCAAACUGGAGGAGAUGGGACCCGAGCUGAAGGACACCGUGAAGAAGUCCUUCGGAGGCGUCAUCACCAACAACGUGGUGUCUCUGGACUGCACGCACGUGAGCCGGAACCUGGAGGAGUUCUACACCGUCAGGUGCCAAGUGGCAGACAUGAAGAACCUAUACGAAUCCUUAGAUGAGGUGACCGUGAAGGAUACUUUAGAAGGAGACAACAUGUACACGUGCUCCCAGUGCGGCAAGAAAGUGCGGGCAGAGAAGCGGGCGUGCUUCAAGAAGCUGCCCAGGUACCUGUGCUUCAACACCAUGAGGUACACCUUCAACAUGGUGACGAUGAUGAAGGAAAAGGUCAACACACACUUCUCUUUCCCCCCCAAGCUGGACAUGAGCGUGUACACCGAGGACUAUCUCAUGGGCGAGGAGGGCAGCAGGCAGCAGCUGGAUGGUUACGAGUAUGAACUCAUAGGGGUGACGGUGCACACGGGAACGGCAGACGGGGGGCACUACUACAGCUUCAUCAGGGACAGGAUAGGGACGGGCGACAAGUGGUACCUUUUCAACGACGCCGAGGUCAAGCAGUUCGACUCCACACAGCUGGCCUCGGAGUGCUUCGGAGGAGAGAUGACGACCAAGACGUACGACUCGGUCACGGACAAGUUCAUGGACUUCUCGUUCGAGAAGACGCACAGCGCCUACAUGCUGUUCUACGAGCGGUGCCAGCCCGAGGAGGAGCGGCAGAGGGAGAUGCCGGAGAAGUUCGACCUGUCCAAGGACCUGUCGGAGUGGAUCUGGCAGGACAACAUGCAGUUCUUGCAGGACAAGAGCAUCUUCGAGCACACCUACUUCAACUUCAUGUGGCAGAUGUGCAGCUACAUUCCCACCACCCUGCCGGACCCCACGCGGGAGGUCUCCCUCCUGUCGGCCAAACUCACGGCCUCCUUCGUGCUGGAGACUCUCAUCCAUUCCAAGGAGAAGCCCACCAUGCUGCAGUGGAUCGAGCUGCUGACCAAACACUUCAACUCCAACCCCCAGGCCGACGAGUGGUUCCUGGACCACAUGGCCCAGGACGACUGGUGGCCCAUGCAGAUCCUCAUCAAGUGCCCGAACCAGAUGAUGCGGCAGAUGUUCCAGAGAUUAGUGGCGCACGUGAUCAACCAGCUCAGACCUCGACACGCCCCGUUAUAUUUACAGCCCGUGAUUGAAGGGGAGGGGAGUGUCGAGGACAUCGGUUGUUUCUCCUGUGUGACAAGAUUCAUCAAGAUGCUGCUGAGUCUGCUCGAGCACGGUGUUCGGCCCAACAGCAAACACCUGACAGAAUACUUCUCCCUGCUGCUGGACUUCGCACAGAAGGGGGAGGAGGAAAAACACUUCAUGAUCGCCAUAGAGGCCAUCUCCAUCAUGGCCAACUUUUACCUGGGCAACAAGUCUCCUGAUUAUGUAGAGGUUGUGUCUGAGGAUGAGGAGGAGGAAGAGGAUGAUGAUGUGAUCACCCUGCCGGAGGAGAAGUACCGCCCGACGUCACUGGAGAAGAUGAUCGCCCUGGUGGCCCUGCUGGUGGAGACGUCCCGCGCCGAGAGGCAGCUCAGCCUGUCACAGAACGACCUGGCCGUGCUCACCACUGGGAAGGGGUUCCCGUUCCUGUACCAGCAGGUGCGGGACAACAUCAACCUGCGGCAGACAUGUAACCUGAUCUUCAGCCUGACGCGCUACAACCCCCGCCUGGCCGAGGCCAUCGUGUCCAUGAUCUUCCACUCCAUCGCCAAGCUGAACCCCGACGGCUCGCAGCCCUUCUUCAAGCUGCUGUCCAUGCUGGUGGAGUUCCUGGGGGGUCCCCCGGGCAUGCCCUCCUUCACACAGCUCAUCCUCAACAGGAUAUGGGAUGUGACUGAGUACAACCCGCAGCAGUGUUUUGACUGGCUGGCUAUCCAGACACCACGUAACAAGCUAGUCCACGGCUGGGUGCUGCAGUCCAUGGAGACCUGGGCAGAGAUGUACCUACUGGCCUCCAGUAACAUCAGGGUCAGGAACUCUGCCGGGUUCCUGUUGGCUUCCCUGGUCCCCAACAACCACUUCAGACAGAUGUUCCGCUCGGCACGGAACCUCCACAGCCCCAACAAGGACAUCAUGAUGACACCUGAGGCCACCACCAUCCUACACCAGGUGUACUCCCUGCUCCUGCGCCUGUUGGGUCGUGCCCGGAUCUAUGCUGACCACACGGCCCACGGGACGGUCAAACUUGUGCAAUACUUUGCCCUGAUGACUUACUGCUUAGUGUCCAGAACAGAGAAGCUCAUGUUGACCAGGUAUGUGAACGACCUGUGGCAAGUGUUACAUCCUAAGCUGACAGAACCUGCCAUCCCCAUCAACCACAACAAACAGGCCCUGCUGCUGUUCUGGCAUCAUGCCUGUGUGGACUGCCCAGAAAACAUCCAGCUCAUCAUUCAGAACGCACACAUCACCAAGAACAUUCCCUUCAACUACAUACUAGCGGACCAUGAUGACCAGGAGGUGGUGGUGUUUAACCGGGGCAUGCUGCCUGCGUACUACGCCAUCCUGCGCAUGUGCUGCCAGAUGUCUGCUCAGUUCGCCCGGCAGCUGGCCUCCCACCAGAACAUGCAGUGGGCCUUCAAAAACCUCACACCGCACGCCAACCAGUACCCUGUGGCUGUGGAAGAGCUGUUCCACCUGAUGCAGCUGUUUGUUGCCAGGCGACCAGAGAUGACCAAGCAGGAACAGCAGGACAUCGCAGCCUUCAAACGUGCCACACUGAACUGCUACCUCAACUGUCUGGAGGGCAGGUCCUGCUGGACCACUCUCAUCAGUGCAUUCCGCAUCCUACUGGAGAGUGAUGAGGACCGGCUUCAGGUGGCCUGCCACAAGGGACUGAGUCUCAUGUGUGAGUCCUUCAACACAUUACACCUGAUGUUCCAUGAGGCCACAGCCUGCCAUGUGACAGGAGACCUGGUGGAACUGUUAGCCAUUCUCUACUCCAUACUGGACACCUGCACCAAGUACAUGGACAAAAAAGAAGUAAAGCAGGCCCUACUACAGUGGCAGGAGAAAAUGGAGCUGGGCAGGAAACUCAUGACCCUGCUCAACUCUUACACCCCUCCUGAAGUCAGACAACAGUGCUUCGAGGUUCUGCAGGUGCUGGUGUCCCUGUGUCCCCGGGAGUGUGCCCAGAGCUUCAUCCCCAUCCUGCAGCAUGCCCACGCCAACUUCCAGAGAACCAAUGUGCCAGGUAUUGUGGAACACUACCACAUGGCAUUCACCCUAGGACCGUUCUUCCCCCACCGUGGAACCAAGGCUGUUCCCAACAAGGCCAACAUCCGUCCUCCCCGCCCUGACAUGCAGAUGUUCCUCCACCCUAACCAGGCAGAGGCACACAGGGGUGAAGAUGAGAACUAUGACCGUGCUAUGGACGAGUUUUUCUACCCCUAUCACAAGUUCAUCGACAUCCUGUGCCGGGUGGCAGCUAACCACGAUCUCAUGCCUGAUGCCUUCAUCAACCUCAGUGCUUUGGUGGCCUAUGAAGGAGUCCCUCUCCACUACACCUUCUUCCCUCAGUUAUGGCUGGACAUUUAUAACUCACAGCACAUAGACAAGACGUACAUCAAGAGGCUGAUGUCGUCCCCGGCGUUUGCAGACUACGUGGACGCCAUCCUGAUGGAGGAGCGGGUCUGUCUGAACAACAACACCAUCUUCUCCUUCUUCGCCAUCUUCUUCCCAAGGAUUCACUCAGAAGGCGUGUGCAGUCAGCAGGUAGUGAGACAGUCCCUCCUGGAUAACGUGGUGACGGCUAUCGUAGCAGAGAAGACCAGUAUUGACACUGCCACACCAGAGGAGCUGCUCAAAACCUCGCGCAGUCUCAACGGGGACCUGCGUGAGCUGUCCCUGCUGCUGGGAGUCCUGGGUCAGACCCCCCUCAGCCCCAUGCUGCUGCCCAGUCUGCAGCACAUCCUGGCGACAGGCAAGCGCUACCAGCAGCUCCGAGACGGCGUGGCAGGGGAGGGCAAGGGGGAGGAGGACAAGGACAAGGAGGGCCAAGAAAAGGACAAGGAAGAGAAGCUGUCAGCUUCUAAGAAGGCGACUAGUAAAGAUGAAGUGAAGGAAACCGCUCAAGACUCAAGCACUGAGGGUGAGAGUGAUGAAACACCUGUCAAGAAAAUGAGGAUGAGUACAAAAUCAGAGGACAGCAAGCAGCCAAAACCGAGCAAGGAACCGACCAAAGCAGCGACCAAGCGUGCGCACUCGCCGCAGCCCUCCACUUCCACCGCCGCGGACCAGACGUCACCGCAGCUCAGCAGCGCGACCUCCGAGUCGGGAAGCGACUCCGACGUCUCCCCCAAAGCCAAGCCCGUCGGGCAGCGGUCGGGCCAGAGAACAGGUCCAGGGAAAGCUCAGGACGCGGUGGACCUGAUGGUGAAGCUGAUCGAGACCAACCUGCCACUCGUCGCCGCAAACACAGAACCGACCACGCCAACAGUCAGCAACGACAAGUGAUUACAAGAUAGACACCAGACGUGGUUCUUUUACGCUGUAAUAAAGAUUUCCGUAAAAGGGACAUUCAUUCAAGCGUGCACAAAAAUGUUGUCCACAUCAGAGGUUUACUCUGCUUUUCAGUUGUAUACUGGCACCUGUAUUGUAUUCCUUGAAGUGUAGCACAUUCAAUUUUGAAGAAUUAGUAAGACAGAACUUCCAGGGACUGUGUAUAUCAAUGGCAAUAUUUGUUUUGCAGAGUAUUGUCUCCUUUGUAUGAAGUGUAGUUCCACAGACAGCAGAGUUUACAUUCCUCAAAGACAAGUUUUCUUAUUGAGUUCCUUUUGUUGGACAUUAAUUAGUGUACGGAAAUAAUAAUUUAAUAGAACUACUUUUUAAAGAACAGAGAUAUUAUCGUAAAUUCUUUUCUCUGGGUAGGCUGUAAGAAGACAGUCACUAAUGGUCAGUACAGGGUUGACCAGGAGAAACGUGUUAUUUUGUACAGACUACAGACGUGUUACUUUGUCCAAAGGGAGCCAGUGUAAGUUCUCAGACAAAUUCUCCUAACUAAGCAGGUUUGCCUCUCCCGUGCUGAGUCAUGUAUGGAUCUGGAAUGGUACAUAUCCCACUUGGCUGAGGGGAGUGGCAAGUGGAUGAUGAUAACUUAAAAUAGGGAUUCUUUUGAGUCUGCAGCACCACCGCAGCAGACUCACACCAAUGUUGCAAUGAUGGGGAGGGGGGUGCACAGAACCUACUGUUGAUACCUUCCCUUGUGUUGUAAGUAUUGAAGAAAGGAACCUUUAUUUCAAGAGCCAUAUCCUUUGUGUAUCUUUUUCAGUUUAGUCGAUUGGAUAUUGCAAGUUAAUUUGUUGCAUUUUAAUAAAUGAUUGAUUCAGAUAUUCCCUA
Messenger RNA from Branchiostoma belcheri (Belcher's lancelet), 11752 nucleotides. RefSeq names its product ubiquitin carboxyl-terminal hydrolase 34-like. Gene Ontology annotation, cellular component: nucleus; cytosol. Gene Ontology annotation, molecular function: cysteine-type deubiquitinase activity; cysteine-type endopeptidase activity. The record is from RefSeq and is a predicted model, not a curated record. Gene Ontology annotation, biological process: protein deubiquitination. NCBI's taxonomy places the organism in Eukaryota, Metazoa, Chordata, Leptocardii, Amphioxiformes, Branchiostomatidae.